CCACUGUGCAGUAGUGGCAGGCAAAGAUAAUCCAUCCUAGAAUGGAUUUUUUGCCAGAAAUAGUCAUUUUAAAAGUUUUUUCUUUCCUUCCUGUUGGGGAUCUGGGGAAGGCUGCUGGAGUGUGCAGGUAUUGGCGCCGGCUAGCGUACGACCAUUCGCUUUGGAAGGCUGUUAACUUGAAACGACAAGCUGCAAAACUCGACGAGGAUACCUUGCAUAUGCUCAUAAGGACAAGAUUCUCUCAUUCUCUAUCCAUUCUUCACUUGGGAGGCUCUAAAAUUUCACUCGAACUUCUUAGCGAGCUGAACAGGAAAUGCAAAAGUUUGAAAUAUUUGAUAUUCAGCCGUGGGUCAAAAUUACGACCGCCGACUCCGCCUCCGAAAUACACCGAAAUUACAUACGAAUUUCCUUCUCAACUGGAAUUGGUGGAGUUGAGGCCCAUUAAAGGAGACUUUGCCUUCUUAGGGCGAAUAACAAGGCACUUUUGUGAGGUGAAAUACUUAGGUAUUGGAAACAGUUCCUCGAAGGGUGCGGUCCCGUCUCUGUUCACCAAAAUGCAGAGAUUGGUUAUACUUGAUUGCACGAACUGCGAUACAAUUACAGACGAGGUUAUUGGAAAAGUGGCCGAAUGCUGCCCGUUACUGGAAUCAUUUUGGUUAAACGGAUGCAAAUAUGUCUAUGGGCGGACGUUUUGCACGCUUUUUCGAUCGUGUUCUCGAUUAACAACGCUGCUUCUUCGUUACACGCCUGUGCGCGACGACUGUUUCGUGAUCAACGAAUGGAAGUACGUCCCCGUGGAGGAACUGGAUAUUUCAGCGUGCUCUAACAUAACACAGAUAGGCCUCAUUAGCCUGGUCACAAACGUGAAAACUCUGCGGUAUCUCAACUUAUCUUACUGCGGCGUCGGCCGAGCUGUAACAGACGCAGUUUUGUUACAGAUCGCGCGACAAGAAACAGGAACAAACCUAGAAAUGUUAGAUGUUAGAUGGAGUUUGACCCUGACGCCUGAGGCUUUAUACAUUCUAUCCCGAGGCUGCCCUAAACUGAAAUGCUUAGGAGUGUAUCAAUCAUCAAGCAUCAACCCAUCGGCCAUGGCAGAGGUCUUAAGGAUGCUUCCAAGGUUAGAGGUUCUGGAAUACGGCGCUUUCGGCAAAGCCAGUAUUUCCGAGAGUAUGUUCUUUCCAAACCUCAUACGAUAUUGUGAGUUGCUCGAGGCUGUGUCGCUUAUAAACUUUGCCUCGAUGGAUUCCGUAGCGGACGCUGUAUUAAUGAACGCAUUGGUCGAAAAUUGUCGUUGUCUGAAACGUAUAAACCUUUGUGAACCAGACCCUACUUUACUGGAACUGGUGCAAGAAUUACCCCCUUCUUCUAAAGCCAAGGUGACUCAAAGGUGGCAGUGUGUUCUGCCUCCACCCGACCACACCCUAGAUGCGAUUAUUGCCAAAUUGAGAUACAGCCCACCUCAUCCGCCCUCAAUUUAGCGGUUUACAUAGAAACGGUUUGCUACAACGUGAACUUAUUUAUCUUCAAGUACCAUAUUUGUACUGCUGUGCUGGUUUUGUGAUAUUGCCACAAAUGCAACUUUCACUGAAAAUUUCUUUAAAACUGAAACGAUAUCGUUCAAGUAAUCUUCGAUUUUCAUUUCUUCUUGUUAAAAUUUUCAUCAUUUAUCCGAGCGAUGCUGGUUAUAAUAACGAAUGUUCAUUCGGUCCGCGAUUCGUUUCAGGCCGGGUUAGAAAAUAUUUGUACGUUGUAAGGGAAAGGUAUGCGUUUUAAUUCAGGAGUCAAAACUAACUGACAAUAAUAAUUCAUGAAUAUAUGAAUAUUUAGGAAUCAUUUUGUGUUUAUCGAUGUAAUAA
Molecule: messenger RNA, 1859 nt
Organism: Stylophora pistillata
Lineage: Eukaryota; Metazoa; Cnidaria; Anthozoa; Scleractinia; Pocilloporidae
Product: S-phase kinase-associated protein 2-like
Biological process (GO): positive regulation of protein ubiquitination
Molecular function (GO): protein binding
Source: RefSeq, a predicted model, not a curated record